AUGGUCUCUGCUACGAGUCUGCUGCUCGCCGCUGUCUGCGCGUUCGCUCUGGUCGCAGCUGCUUCUCUAUGCGACGAGCACACGCUAGAGAGCGAUGCGAUGAAGCUCCUACUAGACCACGUGGACGUGGAGUUAGGCGGUGUCGGAGCUGGAAAGAGCGACGUCGUGGGGUUCCAAUAUCUGAAACCGGCAGAAGCUCUGCUGGCCGCUCAAGCGAUUGCCCACGAGAACUUCACGCAGGCAACAGCGCAAGUUCAGCACAUCCUCACGUACCAGACACCUGAUGGGUUGCUACCGCACUUGGUCUAUGGCUCAUCCGUGCCGUCCGAGGUACGAUGGCUAGCCAGCAAUCGAACCUUCCACCCAGGUCCUGCAUUUUGGAAGCAAACGUUGGUCAAGGAGCACCAAGAGACCGCUUGGACUUUGCCAUUCACCACCUCGACGUUCUCGGCCCCUCCUGUGGCAGCUGACGUGGUCUGGGAGGUCUUUCGCUUGGCGCCAUACGACUCGGCGAUGACAGGGCAAACGAAUGCUGUUCAGUUCCUUUGCCAUGUAUACGAGCCACUCAAGAAGCUGCAGAAGCACUUGUUCGCCACGCGCCGCGGUGGCAGUCCUAGUGGUCUGCUGUCUACUCACCACCCUUGGGAAACGUUCUCAUCGCUGUCUCCGCACUGGAAAGGAUUUCUUGCCGAGGUGAAGAAAGCACCGGACUACAAAAGCGUGGUGAGCUCGAUCCCAGACCAAGCCCGGCGUCGCUUUGCAGUCGGUGCAAGUACCUUGUUUUCCGCACAAGAUGCAGUGGAAAACAUGUACGAGCCAAUGAUAUAUCUUGCCGCACAAGCACAUCGUGGAGAACAUAGCAGUGCAAUCGAUGACCGUGGAUCCAGUGGGUUUGAGUAUACCACGAAUGCUCCAUUCGAGGUCGAGGAUGUGGAGUUUAAUGCUCUUAUGCUGAGAUCAUCAUUGGGUCUUGUGAACAUUGGCCGUGUGCUCGUGAAACACUCAUCUGUGUGCACGGGGUUCACCUUAACCCAAAAGGAGCUACUGGACGAAGUGGAGGAGCUUCAAAAACUGAGUGAAGGGCUCAGGGCGGCUAUCGUUGGCAGUGACGAAAGCCAAGGUCUGUGGAACGCAUCGGCUGACUUUUUCGCAGACUCUAGUCGAUUUGCAACGACUGCAGUACACUCCUUACGCGGAUUUCUACCCGCAUAUGCUGUGGAGUUGGACGACAACAAGAAGAUGCGGUCGAUGAAGCAUUUUCUUUCCGAGCCCGGUUCCUUUUCUUUUUUCUGCGCUCGGUAUCCGGCUUCAUUCAUUGCAUGCUCGGGGAAUGACUUGACCGAAAUUGCUAGCUCAAUGAGCAGCCGUCCAGCCACUACGACGUGGAUGCUCUACAACUACUAUCUACAGCGUGGAUUCGUCAGAAACAGGUUUCCAGGACUGGCAGAUUACGUUCGCAACAAGACCAGGGAUAUGGUGUGCGGGACAACUGCACCUGCUCCACCGUCCCUUUUCCGGUUUCCUGUCUUGUCGGAUGCGGAAGAGCCCACUCCAGCGGUUCUCUCACCGGCUUACAAGUCUCACGAUGGUGAACCGAUCGAAGUGUUUGACGACAAUUACUUGGGCUCGAUCCUAGCAGCUGCCGCUUUGUUAAACGUUCUGCUACCCGCAGCGACACCGCCGCCGAGUCCUGACACGCCGCCCAUUGACCAUCGUAUUCUUUCUGUGAUCAUGUGUGUUGAGUUGGUGGUAGCGUUUGGAGUCGCUAUGAGCUGUUUUCUUUUCUCAGUUUAUUUCGUGGCGAAUCGACCGCGACAAGCACACCAGUUUCCUGUAUCCACAGCAUGUCGGCGAUCGUCCACAGAGACCGCAGAAAUGAUUCAUCAAGCAAAACUCGAUCACCACAUCGAUGAUGGGCGGGAACGCGAUGCCAGCAGAUACUCGUGGGCAGACAGGCACUCGGAAUCGUCAUUCAGCGACUGCUCUCCAAGAUCCGGGCGCACUCCGCAUGAGUUAGAAGAGUCGUUGCUGCCCGCGGCUGACGAGCGCUACGGAUCAUUCAAUGAGGCCGCGCGGCCACAAACUACGUUCAACUUUGUCUGGAAAGCUGGAAAAAAGGUGCUGGCAGCCAUCAGCCCGUGGUGA
Messenger RNA from Hyaloperonospora brassicae, 2145 nucleotides. Lineage: Eukaryota; Oomycota; Peronosporomycetes; Peronosporales; Peronosporaceae. The record is from the annotation of a GenBank genome assembly.